UCCUUGAAAAUGGGGCAAUCUAAAAAACAAGGACAUCCACUGUCUCUGUUUUUCCGUGUUGACGCGGUAAGUGAAUGUUCGAGAAGGUGGGUUUAAGCGCACAUCAGAAACAGACAUCUCUCAAAACCAGUGGGCGUUUCAUUGAAUCUUCUUCAUCACUGCCAAAAACGACAAACCAAAAUUUUAAAACAUAAAUCUCCAACCCCAUUUUCUCACACACACUCUCUUUUUCUCUUCCAAUUACAACACAAUCAGUCUGAGAUUCGCCACCGAAAAACCUCUCACCAUGGUUUCUCGCCAUUUGGUUUCGCUCUUCCUCUGUUUCCUCUGUUUCGAGAUCUCUGUUUCAUCAAUUCGAUUGCCCGGUUUGGACCAAGACGCCAAGGCCACGCAUGGAUCGGUGCUUAGGUUGAACAGAGGAGGCUCUUCAGUGAAGUUUGAUCCCACACGGGUCACUCAGCUCUCGUGGAGUCCCAGGGCUUUUCUCUACAAGGGCUUUUUAUCCGAUGAAGAAUGUGAUCAUUUGAUAACUCUGGCCAAGGACAAGCUGGAGAAGUCUAUGGUGGCAGAUAACGAGUCUGGUAAAAGCAUAAUGAGUGAAGUCAGAACGAGUUCUGGGAUGUUUCUCAACAAGGCACAGGAUGAAAUAGUUGCUGGUAUUGAAGCCAGAAUUGCUGCAUGGACAUUCCUUCCUAUAGAGAAUGGUGAGUCGAUGCAAAUAUUGCACUAUGAGAAUGGUCAGAAGUACGAACCACAUUUUGAUUACUUCCAUGACAAAGCUAAUCAAGUUAUGGGUGGCCAUCGGAUUGCCACUGUAUUGAUGUAUUUGUCUGAUGUUGAGAAGGGCGGGGAAACAAUUUUUCCCAAUGCCAAGGCAAAGUUGUUGCAGCCAAAAGAUGAGAGCUGGUCUGAAUGUGCUCACAAAGGAUAUGCAGUAAAACCUCGGAAGGGUGAUGCCUUGUUGUUCUUCAGUCUCCAUCUGGAUGCAAGUACAGAUAAUAAGAGCUUGCAUGGAAGCUGUCCAGUCAUUGAGGGAGAGAAGUGGUCUGCAACCAAGUGGAUUCACGUCAGUGACUUUCAAAAACCAAUCAAGCAAGUGGAUAGUGGAGACUGUGUUGAUGAGAAUGAGAAUUGCCCUAGGUGGGCUAAAGUAGGUGAAUGUGAGAAGAAUCCACUUUAUAUGGUUGGUGGUGAAGGAGUAAAAGGAAGCUGUAUGAAGAGUUGCAAUGUUUGCUCUUCUUAGGGCGUCUAUUACCCUUUCUUUGCUCUGAAAUGCAUGUAGAGUCAUAAUACGUCGUCAAAUAUAUUGUAUAUAACAUUCAUUUUUGUUGAACUUCAAUAUGGAACUCUGCCAGUACAUUGCAAAGCUGUUUUUUAUUUAUUUUUAAAUACUGUUUUUUUGAAAAAGCACAAGGAUUUUACAAUGGCCAAAGAUAAGAACCGGAUGUGUUCUGUCAAGAGGGUGUUUGGAUUGCUUGCUAUCACUUUUCAUGUAUUUUGGAUACGGGUUGUGUUCGAGUAAA
Messenger RNA from Glycine soja, 1523 nucleotides. Its product is annotated as probable prolyl 4-hydroxylase 7. Gene Ontology annotation, biological process: peptidyl-proline hydroxylation to 4-hydroxy-L-proline. The transcript has 8 exons. Bases 287 to 1243 code for a protein of 318 amino acids. The record is from RefSeq and is a predicted model, not a curated record. Gene Ontology annotation, molecular function: L-ascorbic acid binding; procollagen-proline 4-dioxygenase activity; iron ion binding. Gene Ontology annotation, cellular component: endoplasmic reticulum. Lineage: Eukaryota; Viridiplantae; Streptophyta; Magnoliopsida; Fabales; Fabaceae.